AUGGUUCAACUCGUUCCACUGAAGGCCUCUGAAGAUCAGCCAGAUGCUGCUGCUGCUCCUUCUGCUGAAGGUCAGCCAGACACUUCAGCUUUGGCCUCCACUGAAGGUCAGCCAUAUGCUUCAGCUCUGCUCCUUCCACUGAAGAUCAGCCAGACGUUUUCGUUUCUGCUUCUGCUGAAGGUCAACCAGAUGCUUCAGCUCGUGGCUCCGAAGAUCAGCAAGAUGCUGCUGCUCCUUUCGCUGAAGGUCAGCCAGACAUUUUACUUUCUGCUUCUGCUGAAGGUCAGCCAAAUGCUUCAGCUCGUUCCACUGAAGGCCUCUGAUGGUCAGCCAGAUGCCGCUUCAGCCCCAAACUCCGCUAAAAAGCAGCUAGAUGCUUUAUCUCUUGCGACAACUGAAGGUCAGCUAGACGCUUCAGCUCGUUCCACUGACGAUCUCCCAGAUGCUUCAGCCCUGGCCUCUGCUGAAAGUCAACCAGAUGCUUCAGCCACUGCCUCCAAAGAUCAGCAAGAUGCUGCUGCUCCUUUUGCUGAAGGUCAGCCAGACACUUCAGCUUUGGCCUCCACUGAAGGUCAGCCAUAUGCUUCAGCUCUGCUCCUUCCACUGAAGAUCAGCCAGACGUUUCGUUUCUGCUUCUGCUGA
Messenger RNA from Girardinichthys multiradiatus, 642 nucleotides. RefSeq lists its product as uncharacterized. The transcript is spliced from 2 exons. Bases 1 to 642 code for a protein of 213 amino acids. The record is from RefSeq and is a predicted model, not a curated record. Lineage: Eukaryota; Metazoa; Chordata; Actinopteri; Cyprinodontiformes; Goodeidae.